Vigna umbellata (rice bean) is the source of this 877-nucleotide messenger RNA. The record is from RefSeq and is a predicted model, not a curated record. NCBI's taxonomy places the organism in Eukaryota, Viridiplantae, Streptophyta, Magnoliopsida, Fabales, Fabaceae.
ACUGCUUCUUCUUCUUUCUCAACGUGUUGCCUCCUCGCCACCGAAUACUCCUCCCGCGCCGCUGCACGGACCCACGGACCGCCGCCAUCCUUCACGGCCCUUCCGAGAGAACCGUCCGCUGUAUGAUUCUCCCUGUUGCUUAUCGGCACAUCAACAAACAGAUCAUUGAGCGGAUUUUAUCAGGAAACCAAUGGCAAGUUCUUUGGGUAACAGAGUUGGAUCUGUUCGAAACUCUCCUUUACUAAGGUUUCCGCUCAACUUCAUGAGAGCCUUGAGCACUUCAUCUUCUACUUCUUCUAGUUCCUCUUCUAUUUCUUCUGCUCAGAGCCCAAAGAAAUCGAAGCGAAGAAAGAAAAAGAACUUGUUCGAGGUUGCUCAGUUCUUACCUAACUGGGGAAUUGGCUGCCACAUGGCCAAGAGUCACUGGAACGAAGUUUCUUACGAGAUCACUAAACUCAAUCUGUACAAGGACGGAAGGCAUGGAAAAGCAUGGGGCAUUGCUCAUAAAAAUGGCUUGCCAAUAGCAGAUGCUCCAAAAAAAAUUAGUGGAGUUCACAAACGAUGUUGGAAGUACCUAUCUGAUGUAGUAAAAACAUCAGACAGCUCAAUGGACUUAACAAAUCCCACAGACAGUGGCUUAAAAUUUGAAACUGAAGCAAGUUGAUACUUUCUAGUGACUUUGUUCAAAUCAUCAACAUUAACUCAUCUCUUUUUCAAUUGGUCUAGUUGUUUUCGACCACUGUAGAUUUUCUAGCCAAUCUUGCAAUAUUCCUCACUCAUUCUGCAAGGUGCUUAAUUAAGUUUCUUUUAUAUUCAUUAAAUGAACUCACUAAUAUGAAACGUUCUGAGGGAGUAAUCUGGCUGCAUUUGGUUCUUA